Messenger RNA from Necator americanus (New World hookworm), 366 nucleotides. RefSeq lists its product as uncharacterized. The coding region runs from base 1 to 366 and encodes 121 amino acids. The record is from RefSeq and is a predicted model, not a curated record. The transcript is spliced from 2 exons. NCBI's taxonomy places the organism in Eukaryota, Metazoa, Nematoda, Chromadorea, Rhabditida, Ancylostomatidae.
AUGAAGAACCUAUGCUAUUUGGUCCCCGAGAUCUCCAUAGGUGACUAUGAACUGCACAUCCAGUCUCGUCAAAAUGUGGUGUUGAUUUUGAAGUAUUUAAUCCAUGUUGCUUUAUCCUAUGAGCGAUUAAGUAAAAAGCUGUACCGUUAUCAAAUGCUCUUAAGUGACUACAACCAUAUCAUUGUCAUGCAGCCAUUGGCUGCUUUCCAAGACAGCGAUCAAAUUGAGAAGCGGUUCCACGGUUACUGUACUGCACGGAGAUUUGAAAUACCUAGAAAGGCUACGAUGAUUGAACGCAAACCAUUUGGUUCGAAGGACGAAGGUCAUGGCAGUUACUAUCAUUGGAUGCUUAGCGCUGCGUCAUAG